UUGUGCCUAGCUUGCGGUUAUUACAUCAUCAAUAUUGUUUGUGUUGCUGCAGUAUUGAGUGCCCAUCGGUAGUGGACGGUACAGCGCGGGAUUAAUUUUAAUUACCGAAUACAGCGCAGACUGGAACAAAAUGAAGAGCGACUUGAACUCCCAGUUCGGCCGAGAUUCAUAUGAAGAGUACUCUCACGCUGAGGUGGACAACGCCAAGCGGGGACUGCCGCUUACCGUGGCCAACUACAAGUUACGGCUGGGGAUUCUGAACAAACUCGAAUAUGAACACGUGGCAAAAGAGUUUCGCGACUGCUUCGUGCUUUGUCCCAAGUUGGUGCCCAUGCCGGAACAGGUCAUGGGUUUCAAGUAUCAGAUUUCAAAGCAACAGUUGGGACAUUGUACAGGACGCGUCAAGGAAGGAGUUGGAGUACGUGUCAGCAUUGCGUGCCACAAUGGGGAUACCAAGGAAUUAUCCGGAGUUGUGGACGGUGUGGAUGCAGCAAAUGUGAUAAUUUAUAUGGUAAAAGAGUUUGAGUACUACAAUGUGAUUAGGCUUGAUUUUUUUGCCCAAAGAAGCACAUUUCAAAUGGAGUACCAAGCGCUGGAGAUGUUGAAACAGAGCGUUAUCGAAAAGGUGUUCUUUGCUGAUUCGUAUACUGGGAAUGAAUCGUUAAAUUUUCCAGGUUCGAGUGGUUCUGUCCGAGCGUCGCAUCCAAUCCGGAGCAAGCCCAGGCGAUUCGGAACAUUGUCAAUCAAACCUCGUUCCCGGCGCCUUACGUGCUGUUUGGUCCACCCGGAACGGGGAAAACGUCCACGCUGGCGGAAGCCAUCGGUCAAAUCUACAAACUUCGACCCUCGGUGAAUGUUCUCGCAGUGGCCACGUCGAAUUCUGCCGCCAGCGAGCUAACCAGCCGACUGCUGAAAAUCAUCCCUGAACAAGAUGUUUUUCGACUUUUUGCUAGAUCAUGCGCGCGCAAACUUCAAGACAUUGAGCUAGAUGUUCUGGGCGUGUCAAACCUACGCAGCAAGGAAAAUGUUGGUUUAAAUGCACAACAUUACAGAGUGGUUCUAUGUACGGCCGCAACUGCCGGACGAAUCAUGACUUCGGAUAUACCAAAAAAUCACUUCAGUUACAUCUUCAUCGAUGAAUGUGGCAGCGCCAAGGAAAUUUCCAGCCUGGUUCCGAUAGUCGGCGUUGGCAUACACGAGGGUCGAAUCACAGCCAGCAUUGUUCUGGCUGGAGAUCCAAAGCAGCUUGGGCCGGUCGUUUCGUACGACUAUCUAACCGACACAACCCACAGCGUGUCCCUGCUGGAGCGCAUCGCGGACAAAGGAUUGUACGCGAAGAAUCCGCUGACCAGAAAAUACGAUCCGAACGUCAUCACCUUGCUUAGGAACAACUUCCGGUCACAUCCGGCACUGCUUGAGCUGCCGAAUCGAAUGUUCUACGCCGGACAGCUGCGAGCAAAAGCAUCUCCCAAAAAGACUCACUGGGCCGUGGGUUGGGAUCGUCUGCCGAAUCGCGCCUUUCCGUUGAUCUUUCAUCCCGUGGUGGGAGAGAUGAAGCAGGAUGAAAACUCCUCCAGCAUGUACAACGAGCAGGAAGCUGAACAAGUACUUUCGUACGUGGACACCAUUAUGAACGAUGGAAUUCGUGGCAAAAAACACGAGCAAACUGCAAUCGGGAUCAUCACUCCGUACGCGGGCCAGGUUCGAUAUCUGAAGGACCUUCUGAACAUGCGUCACUGGAGCGAUAUCGAAGUCGGAUCAACGGAGCAAUAUCAGGGACGCGAGAAGCGCAUCAUGCUGAUGUCAACCGUACGGACAGGCAGCAAGAGUGUAGGAUUUUUGGCAAACACCAAACGGCUGAACGUAUCCCUGACGAGGGCGCAAGCCCUGAUGAUUGUGGUGGGCGAUCUGGAGACGCUACGAAAUAAUAGACAUUGGGCAAAAUUUAUCGGAUACUGUAGACAGAACAACGCACUAUUGCAAUCUGUAAUGGAUUUUGCUGAAAAUACGCUCGCGGACUUUUCUAUAAAGAACCGAAUAAAUAACCAGGUAGAAACGGCGAAGACAAGAACAAGCGAUUGCAAAUAUUCGCAACCAAAUAAUUACACAAUUAAAAAUACAACAGAACCAUGUUCCGCUCAAACGAUAAACCAAACUGCAGUUAACAGCAUUGAAUCGUUCAAAGAACAAGCAAUAAGCUUUCUUUUGAUGUUGGCUGCGGUGAUAUUUCUUUUAUAUUUGUUUUUAAUUUUUUUACGAGAUAUAUGCAAUUUAUAGGGAGUUUUGUAAUUAGUAAUUUGUUGAUUUAUUGGGUACGAUAACUUGUUAGUUAACUUUUUUGAUCAGGUCAAGGAAGACACUUUAGGUAAUAAUAGUUAACCUUUUUAUAAGAUGUAAAAGUAUUUAAAAGGGUAUUUUUUACCCGAGCUAUGAACUUAAUAGAGAUUUAUACUCCUUUUUAUUUAUAAGAUUUGUAGAUUGUAUGGAAGAAAGGUUAAAUUUGAAAAAAAAACCUAAAAUUCAUAGACAUUCAA
Molecule: messenger RNA, 2534 nt
Organism: Culex quinquefasciatus (southern house mosquito)
Lineage: Eukaryota; Metazoa; Arthropoda; Insecta; Diptera; Culicidae
Product: putative helicase MOV-10
Exons: 3
Coding region: 1090-2277 (395 amino acids)
Biological process (GO): regulatory ncRNA-mediated post-transcriptional gene silencing
Cellular component (GO): P granule; cytosol
Molecular function (GO): helicase activity
Source: RefSeq, a predicted model, not a curated record